Molecule: messenger RNA, 5739 nt
Organism: Scomber japonicus (chub mackerel)
Lineage: Eukaryota; Metazoa; Chordata; Actinopteri; Scombriformes; Scombridae
Product: NHS-like protein 1
Exons: 11
Coding region: 1-5739 (1912 amino acids)
Biological process (GO): cell differentiation
Source: RefSeq, a predicted model, not a curated record
AUGGCCACAGUGGAUCCUCCACCUCUCAGCAUUGCGCUCCAAGUCCCGCCUCCUAUCAGUCUCUGGCCUCCUCGACCAAUCGGAGGGCAGCACGCGCAGAAGUCCUCAACCUCCUCAGAAGAAGACGAAAGGUUCUUCUUGAACAACGCGCGACCUAUGACCCCACUGGUCCUCAACCCCGUCACACCCUGCUGGGACGUCUUCACCCCCGCCUACGAGCCAACCAUCGAUGUGGACAUGGAGCUGCCACAACGGCUUCCAACGCCGGAGGAGAGGAUGAGGCAACAGGCCGAGGCUGUGGCAGCUGAUAUCGUUCCCAUCAAUGUAACAGGCGAGAGUUUUGAUCGUCAGGCAAGUUUCCGAAAAGUGGCUUCCAACACGGACUCGUUAUCCCGGCGCCCCCGUAACCUGAGCCGCCGCAAGACAGUCACUGGGAUACCUGAUGAUGUCACCCGGAGACUGGACUCGACGAUGGUCGCUUCGGUUCUUCCAAAUCAGUUCUCCACUGUCGGCCGUCCUGCCUCCUCUUGUUCCUCCCCCCGCCGACAGAGAACCACAGAGGAAGAGGAAGAGGAGGAGGAGGAGGAGGAGGAGGAGGAGAGUGAGGGAGAGUUCAGAAAGAAGGGGCAGUCAUUAGGGAGGAGGAUCCGAGCCCCUAGAGGAGAGGGGAUGUCUAGCCUCAUGGCCUCUCUUACGUCCACCUCACGUCCAGACUCCUGCGAGAACCACUCUACCUCCUGCGGCUCCCCCUCGUCAGCGGUCCACAGCCUCCCGCGCCCAGAGACCAACUCCUCCCUGAACUCAGAGGCCAGCUGUAACAGCACCUCCUACAGGGCACUCAGCACCUCCUCAUCCUGCUGCCAGUCACAGGAUCUGCAGGGAUUCCCCAGCGACAUCCAGCCCCUGCUGCCAUUUGAACCCACCACCAGAGUCAUUCCUCAGUCUCCACUCUCCUGCUCCUCUUCUUUUCCUUCCUCCCCUGUCACCUCCUCUCUUCCUAGCACUCCUAGCCAAGCCAUGGAGUCAGAGUGGUCUUACCCCAGUGAUAAGCCCCUAAAUGAGGCUGCCCACCCUCACAUCUCCCCUUCCUCCAACCACUACUUUUCCUCAGACUCAGACUCUCAGUUUAGCUACCAGGCUCUGGAUGAACAGGCCACCACCCAGCAAGUCGCCCAGUGCUCCUAUGAUGGGGAGCGAUGGAGCUUCCAGCCCGUCUCACCCAGUUCAAGUGUCCACAGCAGCCAGACUGGACCUGACUGGAGUGGUAUCACCCGGGGAAUGAGCUCUGUUUCUGGGGAAGGUUGGAGCUGUGACCCCCUGAUCUCUUCUGGACGCUCGUCCCCCUGUAACUCCAUGUGUUCAGAGGACAUUACCUCCUCUUACUCACUAAGCCAAGAGAGAAGGAGGUCUAGCACAUCCUCCACCUACUCUCGUAGCAUCUCCCUCCGCAAGUCAAAGCGUCCGCCUCCUCCACCAUUGCGGUCCGACUCUCUUAGGCGUCGGCCAGGGCGUAGCAAGUCCUGCCGGCCCUCCUCCAGCCCACGUCUGGAGAAUAGCCCACAUCUGAAGCAUAGUCCCCGCCUAGAGCGAAAAAUCCCACUGACCCCCACCUCAUCGCCCCAAACCUUCGAUGACCCCUGGGUGCCCCGCAGCAACAUUAAAAGACGCCAGAGUGGGUUCAACUGCGGCACAGUCACAACCUUUGAACCCUUAAGCUCAGAUAGCCAAGCAGCAACGUCCAUUGAGUCUCCUUCGUCUGAGCAGCUCCCACCAAACCCCGGCCGCUCCCACAUCUUCACGCCCAUGUCUCCAGGCUCACAGGAGGAGGGGCUGACGUUUACUCUCAACCCUCAACCAGCUGCUGCAUCCGUGGCUGGGCUGCAGCGCCUUGCUUCGCCCUCCAGUGGUUACUCCAGCCAGUCCAACACCCCAACCCCUGGCACUCCCAUUUCUUCCCCACUCAGCCCUUCCUCCCCUGAAGGGAGGCCAAAGCCACCAGUGCCAGAAAGGAAGUCAUCACUCUUCUCCUCCCUCUCCUCCUCCUUUUCGUCCACCUCCUCCCUCUCCUCCUGCGCCUCCUCAGAGUCCUCUGCCAAGCAUCCUCUUCUUCCUGCUCCACCUCCUCCCCCUCCACCUGAAUGUUCUUCUCCUUUGCCUCCUGUCUUCUACUCCCCCAUUCGCGAGUGUCCUGCUCCACCUUCUUUCACCAAACUCUCUAUCCUCCAAGAACUGCCAAUUGCUGAUCUUCCUCCUCCUCCUCCACCUCCUCCUCUGCCUCCUCUCCUUAAUUUCCCUUACACUGCCCUCCCCCCACCAGGUCUUUCCAUGUCUCUUUACCCCCUGGUCACUGCACAGGCUUUGCAGGGCGUCAAGCUUCGGUCUGUCAAGACCCAAGAAGUCCUGCUCACUAACCAUGAUCUACCAAGCAAAGAAGCUCAUCUUGAUGGCCUGGUCUACACAGAUGUUACAAAAUCUGGUACUGGAGCACAAAAUGCUAUUGGCGAUCAAGGCAGCUAUGACGCUAACAUAUCAAGUGCGGAAAAGGCUAAUGUUAGCCCUCAUAGCCUUGCCAACACCGAUGCAAAGCAACCUGAACUCAAAUCCGAUCAUGGUUACUACAACUUAAUAAAAAGUGAGGUGAAGACUCCCAAAGAUGAGUCUGCAAAUCUUAAGAGCCUGCAAGGCAUAGUCACUAGCCACGCAAACCGGAUAAGCUCUGGGUCUCAGCUCAUCAAUGAAACGCCUCAAGACAUCAAGUACAAUGAACAAGAGAGGGAAUAUCCAGACAUGUAUGCUACACUGGCAAACAAUCAUGUCGCCAGCCCUGAUAGUCCCUUGGCUAAAAUGUCUUAUGAUACUGACAAAAACCACAUAAACGCAAUUACCCAACAUUCCUCUUUGCGACAACAACAGUUCAAAGAGGCGAAGCUAACUGAACCUACUGAGAAACACUUAAACACUGAGGAUGUCUGCCUGACACAUUCUUCAUACUGGACCCUCUCAGGAGUAAAACAAGAACCUCACAAAGAAAUCAGAACACAACUUUCAGAGAGCAACGAUAACAAUAACCCAGAAAUGUGGAAUCACAGUGCAGCCAAUGGAGAUUCAACAACACACAGUGAUUUUAAACAGUGUAGCAGUGUCUUUGACCCAGGUAGCCCAAAGCGGCUCCGCUCUCCAGAGAAGCCAAUCCCACCAAAGAAGCCUGAUCUUUGCAUUCUGGGUCUCAUGGCAUCUCCUAAGGCCAAGCGAGGACCAGGUGGGGCGAAGAGCAGUGGACAAAUCGUAGCACCUUCUCCUGGGCUCACCAACCAAUUAACAAUUCCUGCUGAUUCCUCCUGCACACUUUCUACUAAUAGUACACCUUCACCAAAGCACAUGACAUAUGCAACUUUACCUGCACACUCAAUGAAUGCUUCUUCUUUGCCAGCGCACACAACACCUGCUGACAUCACCACAUGCUCACCUACCAGCUCCCCUCAGAGGCAGAAGCCACCGAUUUUGCACAAAAAGCCAGAUCUUUCAUUGACCUCACCCAAAAGUACCAAACCACACUUUGCUAAUACAGAUACAGGAGAGGCUUUCAAAGGCACCCAUCCCACCCCAGAAAUCACUGCUGCUUCACAGACUCAGACCUCCACAGGAACUAGUAGCACCUGGGGGAUCAUCGGUACCAUUUUCAAUGGGACUAUUGACACCACAGAGUCGAGAGACACUUUAAAUUGGACCAUGGGUACAACAGAGGCUAGAGACACUUUCAAUGGGGGCAUGGGUAUCUCAGACGCUCGUGACACUUUCAGCAGGACCAUGUGUACCACAGAGGUUAGAGACACUUUAAAUUGGACCAUGGGUACCACAGAGGCUAAAGACACUUUCAAUGGGGGCAUGGGUACCACAGGUGCUCGAGACACUUUCAAUGGGACCAUGAGUAUCACAGAGGCUAGAGACCAUUUCAAUGGGAUCAUAGGUACCUUGGGGAACUGUGGUACCUCAGGAACUGGGGACACCAUGAACACCAGUGGUUUCAUGGGGGCUAUGGGCAUCUAUGGGAACUGUGGCCCCUCAGGCAUCAUGGGUAUGACACCAACCUGGUGUACCAAAGAUCCUGUUCAUCCAUUCAUUGAUGGGACUAUGAGUACCUUAGAGAACUGUAGUACCUUAGGAAACCAUGGAGCUGCUUCCACCGGGACAGGGAUCACCCAAACUGGAGCAAUCGACCCCAUCAGAACAAGUCUUCAUAAGAAUAAUGAGAAAACAUUUCAUAAGAGGAUGAUGAGGACAUCGCUGACUGAAAAUGAAGAGGAAGACGAGAAGGAGAGGGUAGCAAAGACAACAAUGAUGAUGAUGUCAUCCACCACAAAGAAAAUAGACAAAGUAAGGAAGAGGAGGAAGAGAAGGGCGGGCAGGCAACUGCUGCUGAUGUCAUCAACUAUGGAGCCCUCCCCCUCCUCAUCAUCAUCAUCCUCAUCAUCAUCUUCAUCUUCAUCUGAAGAUGAGCGAGAUGCGGAAAAGCAGAGAACAAUGCAAACAAGUCGAAGAGUGAAGAUGACCAAAGUGUUUGAUCAAGACACCAGUGACUCUGAAAGCUCGUACACUCUGAUUGGCCAGAGCAGGUUCUCCCUCAGCAGUGCACUGUCCACUGAGAGCCUGCGAGAGGAGCUGUCCCUUCCAGACCUCCUGAUACAGGAACCAGGGGACAAUGAAGAGGAGGAGAGGAGCAAUGAUGGAGCACAUAGGAUGAGGGAGGAGGUGAAGGACGCCCCAGGACCUCCAGAUGCUGAUCUGUUCGUCAGUGUUUCAGCAGAUCAGAUGUUUGUCCCCAAUCGACCUCGAACCACAGAAGAUCUAUUCGCCGUCAUUCACAGGUCAAAGCGGAAGAUGCUAGGAAGAAUAGAUUCAGAUGAAGACAAACAUCGCAUCUCUUCUUCCUCCACUUCCUCUUCCUCUUCCCCUCCGGUGACCCCGACGGACCCCCAGCCCCAUCCGACACGACCGACAACCCCCAGAAGUCAAAGGUCAGGGAGAAGUGAGAGCUUCAAGGCUCUCUUGCUGAGGAAGGGUAGUCGACCUGAUUCGUCUUCUCGAAUCUCGGCUGUCGAGCGGCUUCGUGCAACUGCUGCUGCCGCCAAGCUCCAGUGUUCGCCCUCGCUGCCGCCGUCGUUGUCAGGACAACCCCAAAUCAACCCCACAGGCUUGCCCGAUAACGUGGAUCCAUGUGACAUCAAUAGCCACCUGACUCUGAAUGUACCAGUUUCUCCCACGACUCUGUGCAGUCAGGACUUGUCCAUGAUGUUCCAGCUGAGACACAAUCAGCUCCUCUUCACCUCUUCCUCUCCGCUCACUCCUCCUUGCUCUGCCAGCCGACGUUUCGCCGCUCGCUGCCGCCUCUUUGCCGCCCCCAUGACCGCCAUCUUAGAAAGGGAAGGCGAGGAAGAGGAGGAAGAGGAAGAAGAAGAAGAAGAUGACGAUGUGUUUGUUGAGUCGCCAGGAACCAUUUCGGGGAUGGAAGGCGCGUCGAACCUGAGAUUGAUCCACGUCAGGUUUAAAACUGUCCAUGAACACGUCGCACUGCCUCAGCAACCUGAAAUUAACUGGACUGGACUGACCUGUGGCCUGAAGCCUUUAAGUGUCUCCAGAAACCACAGAAAGGACAUGCGUGGUGGAAUCAUGAUCUCAAGAAAACAAGCUUGUUCCUUAAACCCCAACACCUCCAGUUUCCAGUUUAUGGACUUAAACUGA